AUUACUUUUGCCCCUGCUGCUGGCAGAGGCUGCUUCAUGGCAUACUGCAGCUGAAGCUGCUUUUCACUUGGGCCUGAUUCUACUGCAUCUUAUAAUACGCCUGAAUUGAAUCUUGAGUGACAAAUACAAACAUUAAGAUGAAUGUUGACAUGCUGAAGAGGUGUACCAGGGCUUUACUGUUAUUUACAUUAGUGCUUCCUUGGAAUGGAUUUAUACUUGGUGAAGAAGGAAAAGACAUGUCAGCUCGAUGCAGCCUGUUUGGUAGACAUCACAUCCAGACAUUUGAUGGACAACUGUUUGACUUUCCUGGAGACUGCAGUUACAUGCUUGCUGGCGACUGUCAGAAACGAUCCUUCACUCUUUUAGGAGAUUAUCAACACGGGCAAAGAAAAAGCAUCUCUGUGUAUCUUGGGGAAGUCUUUGAAAUUCAUCUGUUUUUUGACGGAACUGUUACACAAGGUGGGAAAAGGAUUCCUCUACCUUAUGCAUCUAAUGGUGUAUUUGUGGAAACAGAGGCAGGAUAUUAUAAGAUAAGCAGUGAAGAGUAUGGGUUCCUGGUAAAAACUGAUAACAAUGGCAAUGCUCAAGUCUUACUAUCAAUGAAACAUUUUAACAAGACCUGUGGCCUAUGUGGAAAUUUUAAUAUGGACCCAAAUGAUGAUUAUAUAACUCAAGAAGGUUUUGUAGCAGAAAGCAGCUAUGAUUUUGCUAAUUCUUGGGCACUACAUGGAUCUGGAAAACCUUGCAAACGUGCUGUCCCUCCAAGUCAAACUUGCAAUAUUUCUUUGGCUGUUGGAGAAGACCCAAUGCAGAGGUGUAGGCUGUUAAAGACAUCUUCUGUGUUUCUAAAAUGCUCUCAUCUUGUUGACCCUGAACCAUUUGUUGCUCUCUGUGAAGAGGACACCUGCCAUUGUAAUGGAGAUCAGAUUUGCCAGUGUGAUGUUUUUAUGGAAUAUGCAAGAAGUUGUGCUCAGAAGGGCUUGGUUUUGAAAGGAUGGCACAAGGACAGUCAUUGUAAUCCAAAAUGCCCUCUGGGAAUGGAAUAUAAUGAGUGCACUAUUCCCUGUAGCCACACCUGUCAGAAUUUGAAUAUUAAUGAAGUCUGCAAGAAUGAGUGUGAGGAUGGCUGCCGCUGCCCUGAAGGAAAGAUUAUUGAUGAUGACCGCUGUGUUGAUAUAUCAGAGUGCUCUUGUGUUCAUGCUGGCAAGCGAUAUCCUCCUUCAUCUAGCAUCUCUCAGGACUGCAACACAUGUGUCUGCAGACAUGGUUUCUGGCAAUGUAGCAAUGAGGAAUGUCCAGGAGAAUGUUUUGUCACUGGACAAUCUCAUUAUAAGAGUUUUGACAACAAGUUCUUUACUUUUGGUGGAAUCUGCCACUAUUUGUUUGCUAAAGACUGCUGGGAAAAUACAUUUGCUGCCAUCAUAGAAACAGUGCAGUGUGCUGAUGACAGGGAUGCGAUUUGUGCAAAGUCUGUCACUUUACGCUUCCAAGAAACUGCUAAUAUAACAAUCAAAAUGAAGCACGGAGGAGGGGUGUCUGUGGGAGGCAUGGAUAUUCAGACUCCUUUAAUUCAAGGGCCACUUCGCAUUCUAAGAACUACAAUGUCUUCAAUAAGGCUUACAUACAAUGAGGACAUCAUGAUGGACUGGGAUGGACGUGGGAAGCUGUUACUUAAGCUCAGCCCAGUAUAUGCUGGAAAAACAUGUGGCCUUUGUGGAAACUACAAUGGCAAUCAAAGAGAUGACUUCACUACCCCUGCAGGACUAAAUGAGGCUCGCGUGGAGAAUUUUGGGAAUUCCUGGAAGAUUAAUGGUGAAUGUGAAGAUAUCCUGAAGCAAGACAACGACCCGUGCAUUCUUAAUCCUAAAAGAGUGAAGUAUGCUGAGGAAGCCUGCGCUGUGCUCUUCUCACCUGAAUUUAAACCCUGCCACUAUGAGGUCAACCCUGCUCCAUUUUUCAAAAAUUGCCGCUAUGAUGUGUGCUCAUGUUCUGACGGACAUGAGUGUCUGUGCUCAGCUGUGGCCAGCUAUGCAACUGCCUGCACCAGGAAAGGAGUGCUUAUAAAUUGGAGAACUUCAGAUUUUUGUGAGAUGAGAUGCCCAGAAGACCAGACAUAUCAACAGUGUGGAAGUCCAUGCAAUGAAACAUGUCGUUCCCUCUCCUUUCCGGAUGUCUCCUGCUCUGAACUCUGUAUAGAAGGAUGUUUUUGCAGCCCAGGACUUUAUGCUACAGAGAAUGGAGAAUGUGUUCUUAAAUCACAGUGCCCUUGCUAUUAUGAUGGAGAACUCUUUCAGCCUGGAGAUGUCAUUUCCAACCACAUCAAUUUGUGUUACUGUGAGAAUGGGGCAAUGACCUGUUCAUCUAAUGAGUUGCCAGGGGCAAUGCUGUCUGACAUGUUUUUCAAUGAUUUGCCAUCUCUCAGAGUUAAAAGAGCACUAAUGUGUAGACCACCUAUGGAGAAGUUUAUCUGCAGCAGUCACCUUGCUGAAGGCAUAGAAUGCACAAAAACAUGUCAAAAUUAUGAUCUAGAGUGUGUAAGCCAGGGAUGCAUUUCUGGAUGCAUGUGUCCAGCUGGGAAGGUUAGACAUAAAAAUCGGUGUAUUUCACCAGAGUCCUGCCCUUGUUUUUACAAUGGCAAAGAAUACCUUACUGGCACAUCUGUCACCAUGGACUGCAACACUUGUGUAUGUCACAAUAGGAAGUGGGUCUGCACAGAGAAAAUCUGCGAUGGCACCUGCAAGGUCAUUGGAGAAGCAAAUUAUCUCACUUUUGAUGGCCUGAAAUACAUCUUCCCUGGACUUUGUCAGUAUGUUUUGGUGCAGGAUUAUUGUAGUGGAAGUGAAGGAACCUUUCGCAUUCUGGUAGAGAACAGUGGAUGUGGUGUUCCAGGGCAGAAGUGUUCCAAAUAUAUUACCAUUCUUUAUGAGGGAGGAGUCAUAGAAAUGCUGAAUGGAAUGGUUACAAUGAAAAAACCUGUUAGUGACCAAACACAAAUCGAGAUAAUAAAGUCUGGACUAUACUACAUUAUCCUUUUGGGUCAAGGAUUAUCUGUAAUGUGGGACCUGGGUACUCGGGUUACAGUACAAAUGCAAGGCCACUACAGGAAUAAAGUAUGUGGUCUAUGUGGUAAUUUUGAUGGAAUCCAGAACAAUGACCUAUUGAGCAGCAAUAAUCAACUGGAAGUUGAACCUGUAGAUUUUGGCAACUCCUGGAAAGUCAACCCUCACUGUGCAGAUGCAAUUCAGCUUCCCUCCCAGUGCAGUGACAACAUUGCAAAGCUCGUUUCAGUGGAGCAGUCCUGCAGUGUGUUAAGCAGUGAACUCUUUAAAGAAUGCAACAGAGUGGUGGACCCUGAACCAUACUGGGAGAUAUGCACUUUUGAUACCUGUUCCUGCCAGUCCAUUGGUGACUGUGUUUGCUUUUGUGAUGCAAUAGCAGCCUACGCCCAAGAAUGUGCUGAAAGAGGAGUUGUUGUGCACUGGAGAUCCAAUGACCUCUGCCCUUUAAGUUGUGAGGAUCUGAAUAUAGCAGAAUCUGCAUACCAUUGUGAGUGGAGGUACAAUGCUUGUGCUCCAGCAUGCCCAAUUACGUGCCAACAUCCUGAACCUCUGGACUGCCCUGCAAAAUGUGUGGAAGGAUGUCAUUCAACCUGUCCACCAGGAAAGAUAUUGGAUGAAGUAGCAAUGAAAUGCAUUGAUCCUACCGAGUGCCAAGUAUGUGUGCAUGAAGGAAGAAGAAUUGCUCAUGGGAAGAAAAUAAUACUAAACCCAGAAAGCAAAGAACUGUGUAAGAUAUGCCACUGUCAAGGAAAUUAUCUCAAAUGUGAAUUAUGUCCUGUCGAGUUGUCAUCAACUGUGGCACCUGAAGCUCCUCUUACCACUCCUUACAUGGUACUCAGCACGACUCCUGUGCCAGAGAGUGCCUGUAGCAAAAUGAUGGACCUUGCAUUCAUGGUGGAUGGAUCAUCAUCUCUUUCAGAGGAAGACUUUGAAGUUGUUAAACAGUUUAUCCUUAAUGUGGUGGAACAGUUUCGCAUGGGUCCCACUUACACCCGUGUUACAGUUCUACAGUUCUACUCUGGCAUUAAAAGCUAUGGCUUGCAAGUUCACAAGUCUGUUUUUAAAAAAAUGGUGAAGGAUAUGAAAUAUAGUGGUGGAGAAACAGCAUUUAUCAAUGAAGCUUUAAAAUAUCUAGUGUGGAAUAUCUAUGACAAAGAUAAGAGAGAGAAUGCACCCAGAGUUGCAGUACUGCUAGCAGCUAGCACAUCACCUCGUAAUGUCAAAAGCAUGGUGAAGCUAUUGAGCAAGAAUUCUAUUACCAUGAUUUCAGUUGGCCUUGGACCAUAUGUUUCUCAGAGCCAAAUUAAGCAGAUUGGCAGCUAUUCUCCAAGCAACAAAGUGCUCUUUCUGAGCAGUGUUAGUGAACUAGAUGGCUAUACUAAAGAGAUCACUGAAUAUCUAUGCCAGCUGGGCCGGACUCCAACUGUACAACCUCCCAAGGAAACCACCCCGAGAAAGACAACACCUGCUCCUACUACCACCACCACUAGUCAGUUUAUUACUCCAGGAAAAUUUAUUCCUCAUAAUGAAAUUCCUCCCUCCAUCUCAACAUCUCCACCUUUUUUUACCAGUACAGUUUCUUUUGAGGCUAUACUGGACAUCACAUUUGUAAUUGAAGGCUCAGAAAAAGUGGGAGAAAGGAAUUUCAACCUGACUAGGGAGUUUCUUUUGCAGACCAUAAAACGGUUGCCUGUUGGGGAGAAAACCAUUCACAUUACUAUUAUCCAGUAUUCUUAUGAAGUAAUCAUUGAGUAUACUUUCACGCAGAGUCAAGAAAAGACUGAAAUACUGGAGAAAGUGAAGCACAUGGAGUGGCAAAUGGGAAAUGCUACCAAUACUGGAAAGGCAGUUGAAACAAUAUCUGAAAACACAUUCACAACAGAGCAAGGUGACAGGGAUCAAGUCCCUAAUCUGGUGUUUCUUAUAUCCAGUCAAACACCCAGUGACGUUAUCACAAAGCCUCCUGAGAGCUCUCAGAUUAACAUUAUUCCAAUUGGUGUGGGACCCCAAAUAAACGAGAUGGAUCUUGACUUGAUCAGUUUUCCUAAAAAACCUAUUUUAAUCCAAAACUAUGAUGAACUUAUUACAACAGUACCUGAAAUUAUUGAGAUAAUACAAAAAGAUUUACUUCAUACUACUCCAGCUUCUUCACUUUUAAAUUUUACCCCUACACCAACUACAUCACUUCCUGCAUCAGUUCUCUGUGAUCGACUUAUGGAUGUUAUUAUUAUGCUGGAUGGAACCGCUUCCUCGAUGGAAGAGUCACAAUUUGAGGAAGUUAAAACAUUCGUGAAAGCCUUCAUCAAUCAAGCUAACAUUGGUGUAAAUGGAACUCAUGUGGCUGUUGCCCAGUAUGGCAGUAUUAAUACACUGGAAGUCUCAUGGGUGGACCAGCAGACUAGAGAGAACCUCAUCAGCCUUGUUAACAUAAUACAACAGCAGGAAGCAGCCCCAGUCAGAUUAGGGGAAGCUCUAGACUUUGCUGUUCAGAGUGCUAUAUCAGAGGCACAUGGCGGAAGACCUGGGGUGCCUAAAAUUGCAGUGGUAAUUGUCACUCAAGUGUCUCAAGACUCAGUAGAGAAGGCAGCAAAAGAAGCAUUAUCAGCAGGACUGUUGGUCUUCCCAAUUGGAAUUGGAAACAAUUACAACAAUAUCCAGCUUGUAACAUUGGCCGGGAAAGGCAUGCAACACAAUGUUAUACGUUUGAGCCAAAUAGAAAAUCUCCCAGCAAUGGUGACCCUUGACAAACAAUUCAUUGACAAGCUCUGCAGAGCUGGUCCUCCUGGAGUGUGUGUAGAUGAUGAAGGGAAUGAGCGAAAGCCUGGAGAGUCCUGGAAAAUGGCUGAUAAAUGCUACUCUGUGAUUUGUCACCCCAGUGGUGCCUUGGUAAUGCAGACACACAAAAUUAACUGCGAAAAGAUGCAAAAACCUGUUUGCAGAAACAACUUACCUGCUGUCAAGGUUGAAGAGACAUGUGGCUGCCGAUGGUCUUGUCCUUGUUUCUGUAUGGGAAGUUCGACUAAUCAUAUUGUUACCUUUGACGGACAUGCUUUCAAGUUGACUGGUUUCUGCUCCUAUACUUUACUUACGGAUAAAACACAUGAUGUUGACAUAAUCUUACACAGCCAGCCAUGUGCAACAUCUUCAGAACAGAGCUGCAUGAAAUCCAUUGAGGUCAUACAUGAUGGGGUUAACACUGUACUGAAUGAUAACAUGAAGGUGACAGUUAAUGGACUGAACACAAAUGUCCCAUUCCGCUCACAUGGAGUAGAAGUUGCGCUUUAUGGAGCUCUCAUUUAUGAACUGAAGAUUCUUAAAACUGGAUAUGUUCUGACCUUUACUCCUAAGAAUAAUGAAUUUACAAUACAGCUGAACUCUGCCCAACUUGCCACCAAAACAGCUGGACUUUGUGGUUACUGUGAUCAGAAUGAUGCAAAUGACUUUAUACUUAAGAAUGGCACAGUCACUGUGGACAGUACCAUAUUCAUUAAGGACUGGACAACUGAAGGACCAAGUGGUGUAAAUUGUGUACCUAUCAUGAACAAAAACUGCACCCAUCCAAUUAGUGACCAGUGCUUGGUUUUACAGUCUUCACUGUUCCAGAGAUGUCACUCUUUUGUGCCUGUUGCAGACUAUGUUGCCCUGUGUCAGGAGAACAGCUGCCAUGGUGCAGAUAUCUGUGAGAUAAUCUCUGCGUAUAGUAUGCAUUGUCGACUACAAGGGAUCUGCAUUGAAUGGCGAUCAGCUAAGCUCUGUGACAUUUCAUGUCCAAGUUCAAUGGAAUUUGAAAGCUGUAAAACAGGCUGUGUCCAGCAAUGCAAUAAUGUUAACACCACCCACUGCAUGGAAACUCCAACAGAAGGUUGCUUUUGUCGACAAGGCAGUGUCUUACACAAUGGAGAAUGUGUUCCUAAAGAAUUCUGCACUCAAUGUAUUGACGAAUAUGGAAUAGCUCAUCAGCAUUUGGAAUCAUGGAUUCCAUCACACAAUCCUUGCCAGUUAUGUAUCUGCUUGGACAACAAACAAAUUAACUGUACUACAAAACCUUGUUCCAAUGCACCAGCUCCUACAUGUGGAGUAUGUGAAGUGCUCAGGGUGAAAAAAGGGUCUGAUCAGUGCUGUCAGGAAUAUGAAUGUGUGUGUGAUAUGGCUUCCUGCAGCAUUCCUCCAGUUCCUAAAUGUGAAGAUGGUCUUACACCAGUUCUAAAAAAUCCCGGAGGAUGCAGACCUGUUUAUGAAUGUGCUUGCAAGAAAGAUGAGUGUAAACUUAAGCCAGUUCCAACCUGUCCACCACAUCGAGAACUCACUGUGAGGAAGACCCAGUGCUGUGACCAAUAUGAAUGUACCUGUAACUGCAUCAAUUCCACAGUCUCCUGUUCCCUUGGAUAUUUGUCCAAAUCAGUAACCAAUGACUGUGGUUGCACAACAGUGGAAUGUCUUCCCACUAAGGUGUGCACACAUCGUGAUAUUGUACAUCAGGUUGGCAGUGCAUGGGACGAGAACUGCCAAAUAUGCAAUUGCACAGAGGAGCAGGAUGAAGUAACAAGACUGCAUAAAGUGAUCUGUGUAAACAGAAACUGUAAUGAGAUUUGCCCCAUGGGUUCUGUAUACACUAGAAAACAAGGGGAGUGCUGUGGAAUAUGCAAGAAAUCAUAUUGUCAGGAGGAGGCACUGUCACCACUGGGGGACCUUGACACUGGAGGACGUCUACGAUAUGUUGGUGAAAAGUGGAAGUCUCUUGAAAAUCCCUGUGUUGUCAAUGAGUGUGUUAAGAUAAAUGAUGAAGUAUUUAUAAACCAUUCAAAUAUGUCAUGUUUGGAAAUGGACACACCUAAGUGCCCAAUAGGAUUGCAGCUGCAGUGCCAGGUUCUUUCAGGUGCCUGUUGUCCACAGUGCCAGUGUGUACCAGUGGAUGGAUGUGUGAUGAAUAACACUAUUGUUGGGGCUGGAGAAGUUAUUUUGAUUAAUGAGUGUUCAAAAUGUCAAUGUAAUGCAGAAGGUGGCUUGGUCAAGAAGUACAGACUGCUCUGUGGAAAGAUCAACUGUUCACCAUGUCAGAACGGCUACAGACUAGAGAAGGUAAAUGGAUCAUGCUGUGGCAAGUGUAUAGCAACUGCAUGCUCUGUUAUUCUUAAAGAUGGAUCGGGUUUAUCUCUAAAGGCAAAUGAAGUCUAUCAGGAGGGAUGUACAUCAUAUUCUUGCAAAAACAACAGCAAUGGAGAAUUAAUUUUAGAAAAAAGGAUAACCAAUUGUCCACCUUUUGAUAGAAAUAAAUGUAUAGCUGAUGGGGGCAAAGUUGUGCAGAUGGGUGACACGUGCUGUGAAACAUGUGCUGAACCAGAAUGCAAGCAGACACUGGGACUACUUAAAUAUAUAAAAAUUGAUGACUGCAUGUCUGAAAAACAGAUUGACAUUCACUAUUGUGAGGGGAAAUGUUCCAGUAAAUCAGUCUUCUCCUUGGAGAAAAAUAAAGUUGCCAACCACUGUGUCUGUUGUACUGCAACAUCAACAGAAGCUGUUCAGGUUCCUCUCCGAUGCAGCAAUGGAACUAUCCUAGAACACACUAUUCAGAAUGUAAAAGGAUGUGACUGCUUAUCUCAUGCCUGUGAAGGUGACUGAAAAAGGAUCAAGCUACUUAUGAUGAUUAUGUAAAAUGUUCUGCUGUGAAAACUCCGUCAUUAAUUGCUGUUUACACAUGCCACAUAACUCUUUAAAAUCUGGAGUAAAGCAAACUUGUUUUCAUGUAUUAAAAAUCACUUCAUAAACCUCUUCUUAUUCCCAUAUACAUAUUGUAUUUCAAUCGAUGAUUCAAUUACAAUAAAUACAAAUAAUUUAAAAUUAUA
Molecule: messenger RNA, 8902 nt
Organism: Polypterus senegalus (gray bichir)
Lineage: Eukaryota; Metazoa; Chordata; Cladistia; Polypteriformes; Polypteridae
Gene: vwf
Product: von Willebrand factor
Exons: 52
Coding region: 138-8678 (2846 amino acids)
Biological process (GO): blood coagulation; cell-substrate adhesion
Cellular component (GO): extracellular matrix
Molecular function (GO): protein binding
Source: RefSeq, a predicted model, not a curated record